This is a messenger RNA of Paraglomus brasilianum, 4116 nucleotides long. The record is from the annotation of a GenBank genome assembly. Lineage: Eukaryota; Fungi; Glomeromycota; Glomeromycetes; Paraglomerales; Paraglomeraceae.
AUGUCGGAGCAAUCUCACGACAAGCCACUCCCAGAACUACCAUUAGAACUGGAUCCAGAACUUUUGGAUAUCAAUUCGGCAAUUCAACAAAUUCUUGCACCGUUAGACACUGUUCAAAAAGAGCAUUUAGAUACUAGUGGCCACACUGAUAAAAAAGAGCAUUUAGAUACUAGUGGCCACACUGAUAAAAAAGAGCAAACUGAUCAAAGACAAAAACGAGAUUCAGCCGGCCACAUCGAAUCAGAGCGACGGUACUCGGCAGGCGAUUAUUAUAAUCCCCCUGCAAGUGAACCGGUUCGACGGACACCAUCUUAUUACCAAAAAUACGGCGGCAUUAAAAAUUCCAGUGACAGUAUAAAAGAAGAAUCUGAAUCAAACAUACAUGACUCAUAUCAGUCAAGUCGGCGGCAUGCAUCUGCAUCUCCCAACCUAGGUGAUGUAACAGAAUUAAACGCAAACAUAUAUGACUCAUAUCAAUCACGUCGGCGGCAUGCGUCUGCAUCUCCAUCACCCAACCUAGAUGAUGUAACAGGCUUACAUGCAACACGACAAGAGUUUUCCUCAUCUCCUCGUGAAAGAGGAUUACUUGAAUAUCCGAGCGACAUCAAUUCACAAGCUCGGUCAUCAUCAGAGAGCUCGGAUAACCCCUUGACUAGCAAGCAGUUCUAUCGCACCAAAUCACCGCUUUCAUCCGAUGUCCCGUCACCAAGAUCUAACGAGCACGAUCGAGAUGAAGAAUAUGUGACUCAAGCGUUUCUCGCUUCUAAUAAGAAAAAGGAACACGGCCAUCGAAAGAAACCAGCGGCGACGUAUAGGUCCGUCCGUGUCCCCUCGCGUCCAAAGACAUCAGUUUCAAAUUCGAUGCCUACUGACGAAGAUGACGAAUUUAUCGUCAAUGCCGCACCAGCCGCGGUCGACCAAGUAUCAGAGUCUUUAAAUCGAAAUCGUCGACAGAAAUCUCUCAUCCGACCAGAACGUGCCCGAUACGCUUCACGUGAGAAAUUCUCACGCAAAAUCAAGUACAUUGAUAUAAAAAAUGGUGAAUGUCCGGAUGCAUGGAUAUUAUUUUCCAUAGUUGUAACUUUUUGGGCACCUCCAGCUUGUUUGCAAUGUUGCGGAAUGCGCGACAAACGAGUCCAACAAGCUUGGCGCGAAAAGAUUGCUCUGGUUUUUAUAAUAAUAGUUCUUUGUAUCGUCGUUGGCUUUUUGACGUUUGGCUUUACUCAGACAGUAUGCCGCCAGGAAUCCGGAAACGUUGCCGUGGAUGCGAUACCCGCCUAUGCUGUUACGGUCCUUGGUCGCGUACUUGACGUCGGUUCCUUCGUUCAUCCUGUUAUUCCGGGUAUAGUUCCGACUAGUUAUCUACUUUCCAACCCUCCGGAUGCUGGCCAAAAAGACUUGAGUUUCAUGUUCCAAACGUUGGAUCACAAGAAUUGCGAUGAUGUUUUCACAUUUAAGCAGCCUGGUACAUAUUAUUUCCCGUGUUUGCCAAUCCAAGACCUUGAUAGUACCUCCAAUCUGGCGAACCAUACUCAAGUUGGUUGCCAUACGGAUGAUAGUGCAAGGGUCGCACUAGCUAAACUUCCAUUUCUCGGAACUGUAUUCUUUAGCUGGGACGAGGUUCAUGAUGUAAAUAGAAAUCUUAUUGUAUAUAAUGGCCAUGUGUUGGAUUUGGAUCAUCUCAAAUGGCUGUUGGGAAACUAUGCACAGUCAGACGCUCUCGAUCAGUUACGUCAAUCUGCGACGUUCCAUGGCCGCGACGUAACGUAUGCCUUGUCACAAACAAAAUCAACCAUUAAGCUUGCCAAUUGUUUGGUUAAUACAAUACGUGUCGGUAUUGUCGAUGUGAAUUCACUAGGCUGUGUUAUUACCGACAUUGUGUUAUACGUCAGUUUGGUCUUUAUCGUUGGCGUUGUAUUAGUCCGAUUCAUUUUGGCCAUGUUAUUUGGUUGGGUCCUGAGUUGGAGAUUAGGUAACUUUAAAGAAGUUACAUUCGUAGAAAGAAGAAAGCGUCAAGAAGCGAUAGAGAAAUGGGCAAGUGACCCUAAUUCGACAGUUACCUACAGUAACAAACGUACUGGAUUCCUCAGCACUUCUCGAUUCACACCAAACCAAUCAACCCCUCCAGCCGGCAUAGAUGGUGUUGGCCGUUAUCGUACCCGCCGCAAUACAAACUCGCCUGUUAGCUCGGAAUUUGGUGACGCUCAUCGAUUUUCCCCCGCUAGAAAACGUUCAUCUAGUUCAUUAGCUUCUAGGCCCGAGUCACUCAAAGGAGUACACCUUGGUCAAAGCGAUUCCGAGAUCACCAACCCAGCAAUGCAUUUGUCUAAAGCUACCAAUUCGUUCAAUAAUUCUCCUGAAAUUGACGUUAGGUACAAUUUCCGACUAAUGCAUACCAUCAUGUUGGUAGCAUGUUAUUCAGAAGGAAUUAAUGGUCUGCGUACUACUCUUGACUCUCUUGCCGCGACCGAUUAUCCUCAUAGUCAUAAAUUGAUAUUAUGUAUUGCCGAUGGUCAAAUCACCGGAGAAGGCAAUGACAAGUCAACUCCAGAUAUCCUCUUGUCACUCAUGAAAGACUUUGUUGUCCCCCCUCAUGAAGUAAUUGCGCACUCUUACGUUGCUAUUGCCGAUGGUUCGAAACGCCACAAUAUGGCAAAAGUAUAUGCUGGAUAUUACAAGUAUGACGAUGAGUUUGAUCCGUACGGGAGAAAUCAAGUUCCAAUGAUUACUAUUGCAAAGACGGGCGGACCAGGCGAGGAAGAUGAUCCAAAGUCCGGAAAUCGAGGAAAGAGAGACUCUCAGGUGAUAUUGAUGAGGUUCUUGAAUAACGUUAUAUCUGAUGACCGAAUGACGACUCUUGAAUACGAACUGUUUAAUAUGAUUUGGGCUGUUACUGGAGUUACGCCCGAUGUUUUUGAAGUUGUGCUCAAUGUCGACGCUGAUACUAAAGUGUUUCCUGAUUCGUUAACUAAAAUGGUGGCAUGUAUGGCUAAGGAUCCUAAUAUUGUGGGAUUGUGUGGAGAAACGAAAAUUGCUAACAAGAGUGAUACAUGGGUGACAAUGAUACAAGUUUUCGAAUACUACAUUUCACAUCACAUGCAAAAGGCAUUCGAAUCAAUAUUUGGUGGUGUAACAUGUCUCCCGGGCUGCUUUUCUAUGUAUCGUAUCAAAGCACCCAAAGGGAACGGCUACUGGGUACCCAUCCUAGCCAAUUCAGAUAUUGUCGAUCAAUACGGCGAGAACGUUGUUGACACACUUCACAAGAAAAAUCUCUUGCUCCUCGGUGAAGAUCGCUUUCUUUCUACGUUAAUGUUGCGUACAUUCACCAAGCGUAAAAUGAUGUUUGUGCCCCAGGCAGUAUGCAAGACCAUUGUACCGGAUUCGUUCACCGUGCUCAAGUCACAACGUCGACGCUGGAUCAAUUCAACUGUACAUAAUUUAUUCGAAUUGGUGUUUAUACCAAAUCUCUGCGGAACUUUUUGCUUUUCUAUGCAAUUUGUAAUAUUUAUGGAAUUGGUCGGAACCACUGUAUUGCCAGCUGCUAUUUGCUUUACUGUAUUCUUGAUUAUAAUAUCGUUCAUCCAAACUCCCAUUCCUCUCAUUCCCUUACUCUUGCUUGCGGCAGUGUUGGGACUCCCUGCUGUGCUUAUAUUAAUGACAACGCGCAAAAUCAUAUACGUGUGUUGGAUGGCUAUCUAUCUAUGUUCGCUACCAAUAUGGAACUUUGUUCUCCCUGUAUAUGCGUUUUGGCAUUUCGAUGACUUUUCUUGGGGUCAAACUAGAGUAGUUAAAGGUGAUGAUGAAGGUGGAGCAUACGGGUGGAAAGAAGGAGAAUUCGACAGUAAGCAUAUAGUAAUGAAACAAUGGAGUGAAUGGGAGAGAGAUAGGUUAUAUAGACUAAGGCAAUUAAACAAGUCAAGUGGAAGCUUUGGGCAAAUGCAGAGAUCAUCGUCAGAUUCAGACACAUACUCAAGACAUUCAGCAUCAGGGGUAACACCGCUUGAACCUGCGCAUGUAUAUACGUCUCGGGGGAGAAGAACGGAUAUGACGCUGCAGGACCCGCCAACCGGACGGACAAGAUCGAGACGAGGUUCAGUGAAAUCGUAUACGGGAUAG